AUGACGGGACAAAUCCAAGGUAUUACGGAGCCACGGUGGCAAGAGCGGAAGCCGAGCUCCCCGCCGCGCCCACCGCUGCCACCACCACUGCAUCGGUCUGCACCCUCUCCGUCACAGCGACCGUUGUCACUACCUCAGCAAUCCCAGCACAAGAGAAAAAACAAUCUACCACGGCAUCCCGAGCUCUGGGUGCCCCGAAUCUCUUCGCCACUGCGGCAAGCACAGCUCUCGAGCCCGUAUCAGGCGCACAAUCCGGAACCGCAAAAUCUCCCGAGCCCACGGCCAAACUCAGCAGACGUCUCUCCACUAACACCACCUCCCCAGUCUCCGGCGCGUGACAAAGCUUUGAGUCCAGAGAGAAAAACGCUUUUCGCCGUGCCCGAUACCGGAUCUCAGCCUUCCAUAUACGGCACACAGGAUCCUGCCAUUGUCGAGGCCCUCCUGGUCGCCGAGGAGGAAAAAGGAGAGCCCCUCCUCGAGUGGGAGAGUGAAACAAUCAAGGCAAGUAGAGGGAGCAAAGCGAGGACUUCCAAGGUCCAUCGUCGCUCUGUAUUUUGCCGCUGGGAGAGAGACCCCUGUGCUAACCGUGCGGCGUCCGAGUCGUCUUCGACGGCUCUCGCCUUUUUGCUCAAGUCCAUGACCGGUAUGCCAUCCAAGGAGCAGAAGCAGAUGGGCAUCGUGUCCAUUGGCUCUGUGAGUCAAAAAUGCCUUCAGCCGUCCGAAGCAGUUGCCGCUGUGACCACUGUGCCUACAGUCCCGGCCAUCGACUACGAGGCCCGGGCCCAACAGGCGCUUUUGUACGAGAAUGAUGGCAGCAGCAACGAUGGUAGCAGCUGUGGCGACUACACGACCAUAUGGCCAGAAAGUUCGUACUAUUUCAGCAGCAACCCGGGGACAGCCAUUGAGAAGCGGCACCGCAGCCAGCCGACACCCACAAACCGAAGCAGCAGAAGCAGAAGCAACAGAAGCAGCGCGGAAAGCAACGCACUCAAAAGAGAAUCACACGCCUCGAAAACAACCGAAACGCGCCAGGUGCACUUUGCUCCACCGUUGUAA
Molecule: messenger RNA, 1056 nt
Organism: Sporothrix brasiliensis 5110
Lineage: Eukaryota; Fungi; Ascomycota; Sordariomycetes; Ophiostomatales; Ophiostomataceae
Exons: 1
Coding region: 1-1056 (351 amino acids)
Source: RefSeq, a predicted model, not a curated record